AUGUCGGCCAAAGAGGGAAAAUACGUCCUGGGCUCCAACCGGGGGCCUUUACUAACUAGCAAUGCUGAAAAUCAAGUCUCUGCGUCUGAAUUGGAAAAGAUCGAGUCUGCCGGUGGUCUUUCGCUGCAUAAAGUACCAACACGCAAGGAGAAGUUUCAGCGACACUGGAAGCGAUUCUGGCUUUUCUAUUGCAUCGGCAAUGUCAUUUUCCUAGCCAUCUUUCUACCCAUUUUCUUUCUCGUCUGCAUCCCGGCCAUCGCACAAAUGGUUGUCAAUAAAUCUGAUCUAUGGGUUGUCAAUGCCGAUGUCUUGCAGCCAAAUCCGGACUCGGUCGUGUUGACUCUACAAUCAAAAGUGGACUUGAAGCUCGCACUUGCUGCGCGGAUCGACCCCCUUGAAUUUCACUUAUUUAUUCGCAAGGAUGGAUUCGGACCCGACUAUCCGUACGCGAACCUUCCCAUCCCAGGGCAGACCAUUAAAGGCAACUAUACUCUCGGCGUCACCGAUAGUUUCACUCCGAUUUUGAAUCAGACCAGUUGGAGGGAGUUUGUUCGGGAGAUCGUGUUCCAAAAGGAAACAACAUUAUCACUAAAAGGCGUGACAAACGCGUAUCUCGGAGUGUUGAAGUCUCAUGUCACUCUGAAUAAAGACGUGACUAUUCCUGCUUUGAACCAGUUCUCAGGACUCUCGAUCUCCGAUGCCACUCUCCUCCUUCCAGCCAAAUCCGACGGUACAAACCUCAUCGGCAAUAUCACACUCCCGAAUCCGACAGUGCUCACCCUGCAAGUGGGCACUCUCAAUCUGGAUAUCUUAAGUGGCGACCUUACGAUCGGCAACGUCAGUCUGAGCGGUGUGACAUUGAAGCCCGGCGACAAUUCAUACCCCAUGAAUGGAAUUCUCGACCUCAAGAAAGUGAUUGGAAACCUGGGUGAGGUUUUGAAGUCACAGGCAUCGCUUCUCAAGACUGGCAACUUGACUUUGCAAGCGAAGGCGACGUCCAUUCAUUGGAACGGCACCUAUGUGCCCUAUUACUCAGACGUUCUCCGUACCCUUACACUCACGAUGGCUGUCGGUGUCGGUGACCUUGUCAAGAAUACUUUGAAGAACUUCCUAGACGGCAAGAAUCUUACAGGGUUGAUCAACAGUCUAAGCACGCGGUCGCUGGAUGGAAGGGAUUCAAGUGGGCCGAUUGAGCUAGCUACACUUAUGAAGCAUGACAAGAGUGUCCAGGAUGCUUUCGAAGAUAUUAGCACAGAGAGGCGUGACGACAUUAUUGACUCUUUAAUUGCAAUGUAUCCGACUCUCUGA
This is a messenger RNA of Penicillium maclennaniae, 1308 nucleotides long. Its product is annotated as DUF3712 domain-containing protein. The record is from RefSeq and is a predicted model, not a curated record. The transcript has 3 exons. Gene Ontology annotation, cellular component: fungal-type vacuole membrane. Bases 1 to 1308 code for a protein of 435 amino acids. Lineage: Eukaryota; Fungi; Ascomycota; Eurotiomycetes; Eurotiales; Aspergillaceae.